GUGCCAAUCUGGGGAGAUCAAACACUGUGCUGGUGCAGUUCCAUGCUUCCCAUCUCUUUACUUCCCUCUCACUUUAUGCUGGAGACAUAACCUAUGUCAUCAACCACUCCCGGCCUUCUUUUAUUCUUAACUCCAGUGAUUUAAAAGAAUACCCCCUGGCUGGGGAUUCCUGUUACAGUUCAAGGAAAUACUUGUUUCCCCUCUCUAAUUAAGCUCCUUCCAUACACAUAAAGCUGACUCCCUACCUGAGAGAGAGAGAUGGCUGUAGGCAACAUAAAGCUCAUUCAUUUCCCAUUCAUUUGCUCUGUAUCUGCAAGCAAGCUCUGCUCCAGACAGGGCUUCUCUGAAUCCUGGCGUGAACCCUGCACACCCCUGUGGGCAGGCCAGACCCCGUCAAAUCUGAAAGGGACUACACACAGCAGUACAGCCACGGAUCUCUAGGGUUAAUGCCCAAUUUUCCAGCUGAGGGUGACUUGGCAUUGCAAUCAGCAGAUGUUGCCAGCAGAUACCGCCUGCCAAACUUGUUGGGCAGCUAUGAGAGAAAUACUAUUAGCAUAUUGCUAGAUAUAGGGGAACCAGUCUUCUGCAGCAAACUUCAUGUUGAUGGCAUUUGCAUUAAAUUGCCACAUACUGCUAUCAUCAAGUGGUUAGAGGCUGAACUUUCCCACAAGAGAGUGCAAGAUUUUUGUAAUAGAGUAUUCACAAGAACGUGCUCCCGAGAUCAGCUGUUGUGCUCUUCAUUUAACCUCUUCAGGCAAUAAGUCAGCAGCUGCUUCAUGAUGGGCUCCAUUUCUAGACCAGUUACUGAGUUUUGCCUUGAUCUCUACAAUAAACUCAACAGAAACGCAGAGGACACAAACAUUGUCUUCUCUCCAAUGAGCAUUUCUGUUGCCUUGGCCCUGGUCUACCUUGGUGCAAAGAACAACACUGCUGCUCAGAUAGAAAAAGUGCUCCAUGUCAAGAAAACUGCAGGAAGAAUGAGCCUUGGAUCUGAUAUUGAGAGCGCAGCCCCAGAAAUGGGGCCAGAACGAAGCCAGGAGAGACAGCCUUCCCUCUUGCAGUGUAACGGGGAUGGGGACCUUAACCAUAAAGAGUUCCAGGCGCUGCUGUUACAACUACAAAACCUUGGUGAAAGAUAUGUUUUAACCCUGGCCAACAAUCUCUUUAUACAACAAGGAUUUGUACUCCAGCAGAAAUUUCUAAUGUGUUCUAAGGAACUGUAUGGAGCAAUGCUGCAAACAGUGGACUUUCAUGGUGCUGUUGAAGCUGCCAGAAUGAAAAUUAACACUUGGGUUGAAAGUGAGACACAAGGUAAAAUCAAGGAACUCUUUGCUCCUGGUGUGAUCAAUGCACAUGCAUUGCUGGUGCUGGUGAAUGUAAUCUACUUCAAAGCAUCCUGGGAACACAAGUUUGAGGAACAAAAAACAGUACAGAGAGAUUUUAAACUGAAUCAGAAUGAGAAAAAACCUGUGCAGAUGAUGUAUCAGAAAGGCACAUUUAAAUUAGGCUACAUUGAGGAGAUGAGUGCUCAGGUCCUUGAACUCCCUUAUGCUCAGAAGUCAUUGAGCAUGAUCAUCCUGCUGCCAGGUGACACGGAUGAUGGAUCUACCAGUGGGCUGGAGCAGAUUGAAAGCACAAUGACCUAUGAAAAUUUAAUGCUGUGGGCCUCUUCAGAGCACAUGUUUGAGACAACAGUGGAGGUAUACCUCCCCCGGUUCAAGCUUGAAGGCACCUUUAACCUCAAUGAGGUAUUACAAGAGAUGGGGAUGACUGACAUCUUCACCGAAUCAAAAGCUGAUCUUUCUGCAAUGUCGUUUGCAAAAUCUCUGGUGCUGUCAAAUGUUAUCCAUAAGACAUACGUGGAAGUCAAUGAGGAAGGUACUGUAGCAGCAGCUGGUACAGGAGCUGUAAUUGUGAGGAGGUCUCUUCCUCUCACAGAGGUGUUUAUGGCUGACCACCCUUUCUUAUUCUUUAUAAGACACAAUCCAAGCAAUACCAUUCUUUUCUUUGGCAAACUUUGCUCACCUUAAAAUCAGAACCAUUUUCUAACACUGUGAGAAACACCUGGAUGAAAAUCAGAAAUUGUACUUUUCCCCCAAUUCAUUCUUAAUCCUUUGACAUCUAGUUUGUAUUUCAAAGUAAUCACUACAACCAAUUUAGCUUAGAACCCAUCAACUGGAUGCUCUGUCGCUAGGCUCCUUGAAUUCUAAAUAUUGAUCUGAAUCCAGAACAGGAGUAAAUAUUGCCUUAAACUCACUGGAUAUAAAUAACAUUUUGUUUCCUCAGUGCCCACAUAUGCUCCUGUAUUUCUGCAUUCAUAUAUGUUCCUGCAUAUUAAUAAUGGUGACAAUAGGGUGGAGGUUAGAUGGGACCUCUGGAGGUUGUCUGGUCCACCUUCCCUGCUCAAUCCCUACAUUUGGUUGCCCAGGACCAUGUCCAGAUGGCUUUUGGAUAUCUCCAAGGACAGAGACUCCACCACCUCUCUGGACAACCUCCCCUAAGUGCUCCUAAGUUCUCAGAUGUCUCCAAAGAGAAUUUUGUAUGUACGAUGUCUGCAGGAACAGGAUACAAACCCACACAUUUCUAUAGAUGGUUAAUUAUUUACAUAGUAAAGAAGGCUGCCUUUUAUACAGGGAUAAAUCAAGUGAUUUCAGUCUCAAAGAAUAGGAGGAAAAUAGCCUAAAGCACCCCACUGAAAUUACUGACAUGGAAAACUGUAGCCAUGAACUUCCAAGAGAUGUGUUUUCUUCCUUGCAUGUUGCUGUCUGGUGAAUUUUAAUGAUCUGAGAUGCAGAUCUGAAAGUCAGGGCUCUCUCCAUGCUCUGAGAAAUGAAGAAGGGUUUUGUAAAGGGCAGUGUAAAUCACAGAAAUCAGUUGAACAUAAAGUGGAAAGGUUUUUAGUCUGUGGGAGAAAAAUAAAAUUUGCCGCUGACUGACAAGGAGACAUUACUGCUAAUCUCAUGGUUUAACAUGAGUGACAUAUUCCUUAGAGGGAUUCUGCAUGAGAUUUAACAAAUUAACAUUUGCAAUGUGCUUUAUGACCCAUGAAAGGGAAAAUAUACAUUAGCCAUUCACCAUAUAAUAAUUGUGUGGAAAGCACACUCAUGUUCUGCAUUCAUGAUUACCAUAGUUUAUGCGUUGUAAAUUACCUGGGGCUCUUUGGACAAGAAAAUCUAGGAAAUAAGUGUGAAUGAUAACUGAGCAAGAACAGACCGGGGCAGGAAAAUAAACGAGUUAAAUAAA
Molecule: messenger RNA, 3243 nt
Organism: Tyto alba (common barn owl)
Lineage: Eukaryota; Metazoa; Chordata; Aves; Strigiformes; Tytonidae
Product: serpin B12
Exons: 8
Coding region: 777-2030 (417 amino acids)
Biological process (GO): negative regulation of endopeptidase activity
Molecular function (GO): serine-type endopeptidase inhibitor activity
Source: RefSeq, a predicted model, not a curated record